CCUAUUACGUCGUGGGCGUAGCGGCUCCUUGUAAUGGCGACCGUGCCGUAGAUGUGCCCAGGUUUGUGAAAAUGAAGCGAAGAAGAAGUUAUUUCUUUUAAGUAAAACGCCGAGGUUCCCCGGAGGAGGACUUUGCGUCUACAACCAUCAUCUUUAUAAGUGGUAAACUUAGCUGUACUUUUGAACUUUUGUGCUCUUUGAGAUGAUGAAGCUCAAGUCAAACCAAACCCGGACGUACGACGAGGAUGGCUACAAGAAGCGGGCCGCCUGCCUGUGUUUCAGGAGCGAGACUGAGGAGGAGGUGCUGUUGGUGAGCAGUAGUCGACAUCCCGAUAAGUGGAUAGUUCCUGGAGGGGGAAUGGAGCCCGAGGAGGAGCCCAACGUUGCUGCAGCUCGAGAAGUGUGUGAAGAGGCUGGUGUGAAGGGCACUUUAGGUCGCUUAGUUGGAAUUUUUGAGAACCAGGAGAGGAAACACAGAACCUACGUCUAUGUCCUUAUCGUAACAGAGUCGCUGGAGGACUGGGAGGACUCGGUCAACAUUGGGAGGCAAAGGGAAUGGUUCAAAAUAGACGAUGCCAUAAGAGUGUUGCAGUGUCACAAGCCCGUGCAGGCCACCUACUUCGAGGCUCUCCGGGAGAGUUGCCCGACCAGCAACGGAACGCCUCUGGUGGCCACGAUAAGCGAGGACCGGUCCCCGACCUACAGCAUCAAUCAGAGCUCCGUCUCGGGUAUCAGAUAACUAAAAUCCUAACUCUGACACCUCCGGGGAGCUUUCUUCACCACUUGCGCUCUUACUCGUGUCUUUUCUCUCUUUUUCUUUUUUUCUCUCUCUCUCUCUCUCUUUUGCUCUCCCCCCCUCUGUUCUUUUCCUCUUCUCUUCUGUCUCAAUAACAUGGUUUGCCUUGCCAACUGCUUUGUGCCAGAACUGUGGCACAGACUUGAUGACAAGUGUUGGGUGAAUAGUCUGAAACACUUUGUAAAUGUAAAUGUAAUUUUUGACCCCUUUUAUUUUUUUUGUUUUCUUUUUACUGACAACUGCAUGAAAUGUCCCGUCUCUCCCCCCCCCCCCCCUCACUCACUCUCUCCCCUUAACGCGCCCUUAGCGUGGUGUUUAUUGAAUGCAAGAACUACUUUUUACUGUUGUAAUGUAAAAGUGUAUACUUAGUGCUUAAGCGGAAGGCUUUCUGGUGGUCUUUUUUAAAGUCUCCAUUUAUUUCUUUCAGAUAUAUUUUUUUGUGGUGAAUGAAUGUGCCCAUUUGUGUACUCCCCCCCCCCCCCCCAUUUUAAUAAGGAUAGCAAAUGUUGUCUGUAUCGGAAUGAACAGAAUUGUGGGAAGUGACUUGUCUUGCAUGAGCACCGUCAUGUUGUGUCUCACUCGCUCGGGUGACCUGACUGUGCAAACAGACUUGUUUGUGGUGAGGUCUCUUUGGAUUCUCUUCAUUUUGUUCCUUAUCGUUGUUGUUGACCUCUCUCUGAUCAGA
Anarrhichthys ocellatus (wolf-eel) is the source of this 1481-nucleotide messenger RNA. It is a transcript of the gene nudt3b, whose product is annotated as nudix (nucleoside diphosphate linked moiety X)-type motif 3b. Gene Ontology annotation, molecular function: diphosphoinositol-polyphosphate diphosphatase activity; bis(5'-adenosyl)-hexaphosphatase activity; endopolyphosphatase activity. Gene Ontology annotation, biological process: diadenosine hexaphosphate catabolic process; diphosphoinositol polyphosphate metabolic process; adenosine 5'-(hexahydrogen pentaphosphate) catabolic process. The coding region runs from base 203 to 739 and encodes 178 amino acids. The transcript is spliced from 5 exons. The record is from RefSeq and is a predicted model, not a curated record. Gene Ontology annotation, cellular component: cytoplasm; nucleus. NCBI's taxonomy places the organism in Eukaryota, Metazoa, Chordata, Actinopteri, Perciformes, Anarhichadidae.